AUGUUGGCUCCAGAGGUUCUCCCGUCCGAGAUAAGACAUGCUAUCAUGUCGGUAAGAAUUCGUAUGGCACCCGGUACCGAGAGAAUAGGACCAGAACACCUGAAAAACCCUCCGUCAGUACUCAUCAACAGCCUGGCGAGGCUCUUUACACGUUAUCUGUCGGAAUGCAAGGUUCCUAAACAGUGGAAGACCAGCAAUACCGUGUUGUUGUAUAAAAUGGGAGAUCCACAUGACAUCGGCAACUAUCAACCAAUCUGCUUACUGUCCGUCAUCUACAAGCUCUUUACAAAAGUGAUCCUUAGUAGGAUUGAAAAAGUCUUGGAUGAAGGACAGCCAUGCGAGCAAGCAGGGUUUCGAAAAGGAUUCAGGGCGAUUGACCAUAUUCACACUGUUUCGAAACUCAUCGAGGUAUCACGAGAGUACAAGAUGCCGCUCUGUCUCAUCUUCAUCGACUUAAAGAAGGCCUUCGACUCAGUUGAGACGGAAGCGGUCGUGGAAGCCUUGGACAACCAAGGCGUUCCUACUCAGUACAUAAAGGUACUUCGAGAGUUAUACAGAAACUUCACGACCGGAAUUUCGCCAUUCUACAAGAACAUCAUCAUUGAUGUGAAGAGGGGGGUCCGACAGGGUGAUACAAUUUCACCCAAAAUAUUCACAGCCACCCUCGAGAACGCAAUGCGAAAGUUGGAAUGGGACGACAUGGGAGUGAAAGUUGAUGGUCGGCAGCUACACCAUUUGCGCUUUGCUGAUGACAUCGUACUGAUAACAUCCAAUAUCAGCCAAGCGGAACGAAUGCUGACCGAAUUCGACGAAACAUGUGGAUGCAUUGGUCUUCAGCUGAAUCUGCAAAAGACGAUGUUCGUGCGCAACGGAUCUGUCUCGGAUGCCCCAUUCACGCUCAACGGAACGAACAUAUCCGAAUGCACCAGCUACGUUUAUCUAGGUCGGGAAUUGAACAUGAUGAAUGACCUGACCCUCCAGCUGGGUAGGAGGAGAAGAGCGGCUUGGGGAGCGUACAAGAGCAUCAAGGAUGUAGUGAAGAAAACUAGGAACACCUGA
Molecule: messenger RNA, 1059 nt
Organism: Necator americanus (New World hookworm)
Lineage: Eukaryota; Metazoa; Nematoda; Chromadorea; Rhabditida; Ancylostomatidae
Exons: 1
Coding region: 1-1059 (352 amino acids)
Source: RefSeq, a predicted model, not a curated record